Talaromyces amestolkiae is the source of this 1434-nucleotide messenger RNA. RefSeq lists its product as uncharacterized. Gene Ontology annotation, cellular component: plasma membrane. Gene Ontology annotation, biological process: carboxylic acid transport; transmembrane transport. Lineage: Eukaryota; Fungi; Ascomycota; Eurotiomycetes; Eurotiales; Trichocomaceae. The record is from RefSeq and is a predicted model, not a curated record. Gene Ontology annotation, molecular function: carboxylic acid transmembrane transporter activity. The transcript is spliced from 3 exons. Bases 1 to 1434 code for a protein of 477 amino acids.
AUGUCCGAGGUGAUUUCAGAUAUAAACCCCGUACCCGACUCGAAAGAAGCCGUCGUGAGAGACAGUGAAAUCGGAAUCGGAAAUAGCCGUGCCUAUCGUCCCACGAAAUGGCAGAGUAACCUGACUUUAUUGAGCUGUUACAUAGCCAAUUUCAGUGAUGGCUACCAGAAUGGCCUGGCCAACCCCACAAAUGUCAUAUUCAAAAUGCUGCUCGGCGCGAAAGGCUAUCCAGCUGAGAUACAGACGAGGAUCAGUAACUCGCUUUUGAUAGGUGCCAUUCUGGGUGUCAUUGUGUUUGGCUAUGUCACUGAUAUGGUAUCCCGGCGCGCCGGUCUGCUCUUUACUUCUUUUCUAGUCACCAUCAGCACUUUAAUGGCAACUCUUGCCCUGCAAGUACCUAGCUCGAACAUGUUGUGGUUCUUUGUAAUCGUCCGAGGUAUUUGUGGCUUUGGUGUGGGAGGUGAAUAUCCGCCCAGUGCAGCAGCCGGUUUGGAGGAAUCCGAUGAUUUUGCUCGCCGCUACCGAGGGCCGAUUUUUAUCUCUUUCACAACAUUGAUGGCUACAGUGGCUUCUCCUGUUCAGAUGAUCAUUUACCUGAUCUGUCUGAAGGCAAGCAAUAACAACCUACCCGUUACUUUCCGUGCUCUCUACUCCAUCGCAACUAUCCUCCCAGCUAUUAUCAUGGUUCUCCGGUUUUUCAUGGUUGACUCAACUUUGUAUCACCACUCGAACUUCAAGUCGCAAAAGAAGAAACCGCUGCGUUUCUAUUGGCUUUUGAUCUGUCGAUACCGUUUCCGACUCUUCACUACAUCUCUAGCUUUUUUCCUCUACGAUUUCAUCAACUUUCCCAAUGGGAUUAUGUCAAGCACUAUUAUUUCAUCUUUGGUGAAAGAUGGCAACAUUCAAACAAGUGCAAUUUGGCAGGUUAUUCUGGCAGUUCUUCCGGUCCCCGGUGUUGUCGUCGGUGCUUGGCUUAGCAAUGUUGUCGGUCGACGGUAUACCGGUAUCAUUGGGUUUGCUGGGUAUGUAGUUUUGGGGUUUAUUAUCGGUGGCACGUAUUCGAAAUUGUCGAAUCAUAUUGCCGCCUUUGUCGUUCUCUACGGUCUAUUGCAAGCAUUUGGCCACAUGGGACCUGGGGCAACUAUCGGCCUGAUCAGUUCUGAGGCUUUUCCGACUGCGAUGAGAGGGAUGGGAUAUAGUGUUUCCAAUGCUUUUGGUCGGACUGGAGCCGCGGUAGGUACUGAAUGCUUUACGCCGCUGGAACAAGUUGCAGGCAAAAGCUCUACAUUUUAUCUUGCUGGUGGUGUUGGUGUGCUUGGUAUGAUUGUGUAUUGGUUUCUGCCGGAGAGUGGAGAUGUCAAUCUGGAGGAAGAGGAUGCGAACUUGGCUAAGUAUAUGGCUGAGCAUGGGUUUUCGAUGAACACUGACAUCUGA